This is a messenger RNA of Paecilomyces variotii, 3318 nucleotides long. RefSeq names its product putative DNA replication licensing factor Mcm6. Gene Ontology annotation, cellular component: nucleus; MCM complex. Bases 223 to 3120 code for a protein of 965 amino acids. The transcript is spliced from 4 exons. Gene Ontology annotation, biological process: mitotic DNA replication; DNA replication initiation; double-strand break repair via break-induced replication. The record is from RefSeq and is a predicted model, not a curated record. Gene Ontology annotation, molecular function: single-stranded 3'-5' DNA helicase activity; ATP binding; single-stranded DNA binding. NCBI's taxonomy places the organism in Eukaryota, Fungi, Ascomycota, Eurotiomycetes, Eurotiales, Thermoascaceae.
CGCGUUCACGCGUCUUUUCCGCCAGAAAGAGAAAGGGAUGCGCUGGAGGGGCGCUAAGAUAGAGAAAUCAUCAAUUGCAGAGAAUAUUAAUCCCGUCGGUGUGAAUACAGUCAGUCAACUAACUCAGGCCACGACCAUCUGCUUUUGCAGACUACGCACAUCCGUCCAUCGAGAUCCUAGAGCCCAUCGCGGCUUUCCAGCGGCCUCGCGCCAGCUUGCACCAUGUCUUCCCUCUUCGACGCCGUCCUCCAGUCUGAGCUGGGCUCCAGCGCAGGUUCUCGUAACAGACAAUUUCCAGGGUCGGAUCAACCAUCGAGCUCACGACCGCAGCCCAUGUCAGAAAGCAAUGGACCUAUGAGUGACGCGCAGGCAUUCCCAGACGAUGAAGUCGUUGGCCCCAAUGGAUCCGUUACUUCUCGACGAAACCCUUACGCUCCCCCGCCUCCACCUGUCGUUGAUCUGGCCGGUGAGAAGGUGCAGCAAGCCUUUGAGGAAUUGCUCGAGACAUAUGUCGAGGAGCCCACAUCAUCAGCCCUGCCUCCAUCUUCUGAGAUGUUGAGUGACAAGUACUACAUUGCGCAGAUUCACGGCAUGGCCAAGUUUGGUCUUUCGACGCUCUAUGUUGAUUUCACACACUUGACUUCGAUGGAUAACCAGAUUCUGGCAGAUGCCAUCGCCAAUCAAUACUACCGAUUCCAGCCGUUUUUGACGAAGGCGUUGCAUAACCUAAUCGCCAAAUAUGAACCCGAUUAUUUUGCUGCCCACCGUCAAGCGAGCAGUGUCACUUCGCAGGCAAGCUCCUCCGUCAUGGCGGCCAACACCAGUGUCAGUGACAACCCGGAUCUCGCCCGUUCGAUUCGGGAGAGGACACGCCAUCAGCAAACGGACAGGGUUUUCUCGUUAGCUUUCUACAACCUCCCCCUAGUAUCACGACUGCGUCAGCUGCGCACGUCGCAGAUUGGCAAACUCGUCUCUGUCUCGGGGACAGUCACAAGGACGUCAGAAAUUCGACCGGAGCUUUCCCUAGGCACUUUCAUCUGCGAGGCCUGUAAGACUCCGUGCACAAAUGUGGAGCAGACUUUCCGGUACACAGAACCUCCCCGAUGCCCGAACAAUCUGUGCGGCAACAGUAUCGGCUGGCGCCUCGAUAUCGGCAAGAGUACCUUUGUUGAUUGGCAGAAGGUGAAGUUGCAGGAGUCGUCUCAUGAGAUCCCAACGGGUAGCAUGCCUCGAACUAUGGACGUCAUCCUGAGAGGUGAGAUGGUGGACAGAGCAAAGGCUGGAGAGAGGUGUAUCUUCACGGGUACCCUCAUAGUGGUCCCUGAUGUCAGCCAGCUUGGACUUCCUGGGGUACGGCCGGAGGCUAACAGGGAUAACGGUGCUUUCCGCGGCUCAGAGGUCGGUGGAGGCGGUGUUAGUGGUCUCAAGUCCUUGGGUGUAAGGGAUCUCACGUACCGCUUGGCCUUCCUUGCCUGCAUGGUCACGCCAGACCUGUCAACCCCAGGCCAGGCAACCAACCAGCAAUUGAACGGCCAGUCAGGCAAUAUUCUGGCGUCGUUAAACCAAAAUGAGCAGCCACAAGGGGAUGAAGAUAUGGCCCAGGAGGCACUUCUUCAGACUCUUACCCCAUAUGAAGUCCAGGAUUUGAAGAAACUAGUCCAUUCAGAGUAUAUCUACUCCCGUCUAGUGGACUCCAUUGCGCCUAUGAUCUACGGCCAUAGGCAAAUCAAGAAGGGCCUUCUUCUUCAACUCAUUGGAGGAGUGAGCAAGACGACUGAGCAGGAGAGUAUGCAGCUUCGUGGAGACAUCAACAUCUGUAUUGUUGGUGACCCCUCUACAAGUAAGAGUCAGUUCCUGAAGUACAUCUGCUCCCUACAUCCCCGUGCAGUCUACACAAGUGGAAAGGCAUCUUCUGCAGCUGGUUUGACGGCGUCGGUCGUUAAAGAUGCAGAGACUGGCGAGUUCACCAUUGAAGCCGGUGCACUCAUGCUUGCUAACGGUGGCGGAAUCUGUGCCAUUGAUGAAUUCGACAAGAUGGAUAUCAGUGACCAGGUUGCUAUCCACGAAGCAAUGGAACAGCAGACCAUAUCCAUUGCUAAAGCUGGCAUUCACACCACCCUGAACGCACGCGCUUCUAUCCUGGCUGCAGCCAACCCGAUCGGAGGCCGCUACAACCCCAAGACGACGCUAAGAGCAAACCUCAACUUCAGCGCGCCCAUUAUGAGUCGAUUCGAUUUGUUCUUCGUCAUCCGUGAUGAGCCCAAUGAAGCUGUUGACCGAAAUCUGGCUGAGCACAUCGUGAAUGUGCACAUGAACCGUGAUGAGGCCGUUGAGCCUGAGCUCAGCACAGAGCAGCUGCAGCGUUAUAUCCGAUUCGCAAGGACCUUCAAGCCUGUCUUCACCGAAGAAGCUAAGGCCCUGCUGGUCGAGAAAUAUAAGGAGCUCCGCGCCAACGACGCUCAGGGUGGCAUUGGCCGCUCUUCUUACCGCAUCACUGUGCGCCAGCUCGAAUCACUGAUCCGUCUGUCUGAGGCUGUGGCCAAAGCCAACUGUGUCGAAGAAGUUGUCCCCAGCUUUGUUCGCGAAGCCUAUGAUCUGCUACGACAGAGCAUUGUCACUGUCGAGAAGGAUGAUGUCGAAGUCGAUGACGAGGAAGAGGAAGCUGCCCGCCAAAACGCCGAUGGUGACGAUGAGAUGGCCGAUGCGGCACCCCGUGAUCGUGACGGCGACAGCCCCAUGGGCGAUACUGGUGAUAAUCAACAAGAACAAGUCCAGCAGCGCCGCCCCAAGACCAAGAUCACAUACGACAAGUACAUGAAGAUCCUCAAUCUGUUCGUACGACGCGUGAACGAAGACGAGUCCAACUCCGGCGAGGGUGUCGAACAAGAGGAGCUACUCGUCUGGUACCUCGAACAGAUCGAAUCCGAGCUGAAUAGCGAGGAGGACCUAGAGCGCGAACGUGACUUAGCAGUUAAGGUGCUGAAGAGAAUGGUCAAGGACAAUAUUCUCAUGCCCAUCCGCGGCGAAGGCCUUGUCGAGGAUACAGAUGGCGAGCAGUCGGCACGAACAGAAAAGACUGUUUACGUUCUACACCCCAACUGCGCCAUCGAGGAGAUGUGAAAAUAAACCCAGUUUUCUUAUCUGUUUUAUUUUAUUACGGAAUUUUAAUGCCAUGUCUGAAAGUCUACGAGGCAAGAUCUGAAUACCAGGCGUUCUCCAGUAUCGUUAUCGGAAUGAGAUUUGUAUCAAUGAAAAUAUGAAAUUCAGGCGUUCCCCAGCAUCAUCUGAUUAAAAUACAAUCUGUAGAAGCAGUAUCUG